GUUUUACAAGGGUUUAAGAGAGAACAGCGGUUGCCGGAAAAGCCGUGACGGUGAACGCUGCAUCGACGACGAUGGCGGAGACAGUCAGACUUCGGCUCGUGUUCGAAGAUCGUCGCAUGUUGAGCAAGUCAAAGAAGAAGGAAGGACUGAAGCGUUGCUGGUUUCUGCUAAAACCCCAACACAACACCAUUUCCGAUGUAACUUCUCAGCUCCAAAACACUUUCCAUCUUCACCGCACUUGUCCUCAUGGCAUCAUCCUAUCGAUGGAUGGUUUUGUUUUACCGUCUUUUGAGUCCACUUGCAUUUUGAAGGAUAAAGACAUUGUGUGUGUGAAACGAAAAGGAAGCUUAUCAGCUGAUAAUAGACCUGCAAUGCUGCCACCUGCAACAUGUGGCCGUCAAUCUAUAGAGCUUCCGAAACUUCUGGCAAUUGAGGGGAUUCAAGAGGAGAAUGGAGGAGGUGAAACUGUGCCCCAAGAGGGUAACAGUGACCAAUCUGAAGAUGCAGUUUGUGUGGAAUCUAAAUCAGAUGAGAGAGCAAUCUCGAAGAAAAGAAAAGCAUCAAAGAAGCUCAAGAGCCCGAGUCAGAAGAAGAUUAAGUUGUCUACUCCUAAAAGUUUGGGCAUCACUCCUGAGGUCCAUGAAGAGGGAAAUGGUAGCUCUCAAGGCCGAAUUCAUAAUCGGUUUAUUCUUAUGUCAGACAAUCUAUCUAGUGAUUCUAGUCAGCCAAAUAAGUUGAGCAGCCUUAAUUUAAAUAAACAGAAGAAUGACAAAAGUGGGGCUACAAGUGAUGAACAAAGGUUUGAUCAGCCUCAAGAUGAAGGUGAAACUAAAAAGUUGCCUAGCAGAAGUGCUCGCCGGAAGAAAGCUAAAAGAAGAUGGCUGAGGGAACUAAAAUUAGCGAAGGAGAAGGAGAAGCUGAUGAAGAGUAUGGUUCCUGAAAAAGAUGGAGAAGAAUUACCUAUCAAAGAUAAUAAUUGUGUCGUUUCUGAUGUACAUCAACAACCUGAUGAAGAAAGUGAAGAAGAGGAUGACACUGUUCCUGUGGAAAUUAGGCCAGGGCACAUUCGGUUUGAGCCCCUUAGAAAAGAUCAGGCGGUGCCACAGAAUCAGUUUCCAGUGGAAACAUUUCAGUGGAAUGGUAUUACCAGCAAGAAAAAGGGCCAGAAAUGGGGUAAAGAGAAAAUGUCAUCCCGCAAACAGGAUGACUAUGGACAUUCCAGUCAUGAGUGUCCUAUGGUUCAGAAUGCUAAAAUGGAGCACGCAUUCAAUGCAGCAGAUUUUGAUAAGCUUAAACCUUAUACCAGCUUGCCUAAGGAAGGUGAUGUAAUUGCGUAUCGAUUGAUUGAGUUAUCAACAUCUUGGACUCCUGAGCUUUCCUCCUUCAGAGUUGGGAAAAUAUCUCAAUAUGAUGCUAAAUCAAACAGGAUUUGGCUGGAACCAGUGCUAGAAUAUCCAUUUGAUUUUGGGAAAAAAAAAGACGACGAUGCAUAUUCUGGACAGUUUGAUCCAUUCCCUUAUCGGGAAGAUGGUUCUUUAGAGAUAGAUCAUGCAUUGCUUGCUGAUGUUCGAAUGGUUAAGCGUGGCCAUUCUGAUUUGGAAACUGAAAUUGUUUCUAGUGAUGCUUUGGUCAAUCCAACAAAAUCAACUAACGGUAGCAAUGGUGAAAAUUUUGCGGCAAAAGCAACCAAUGGUAGCACUGAUAAAAAACUUGCGGGAGGUCAAACUGCCGCGGAAAGUUGCAAGUCAGAAUGCGGUCAUAUCCCUGCUAAAGAAAAUGGGCAAGUAAACGUGUGGGAUGAAAUUAACGAGGCACUAAAAGCAAAGAAGGCCAAGCUGUCGCAGGAGGAUGGGUGGAGUAAAGGGGAGAGCUCGAGCACACGGUCAUGGUCCAACAGAGCCUUGAGAUGCAGUGCGCUGGGUCCGACAAUGGCACUUUUAAGGUCCAAUAAUGGACUCUAAGAAACAAACGUACAUUUGGGCCAUAUCAUUUGGGUGUCCCCUUUCUGCAGUAUUUUGGUAUAUGUGAACAAAUACUGACUUUACCAUCUGCAAUGUGCGUGUCCUGAUUUCAGUAUGUUAACGGGCAAAAUAUUUGAAAGUUUAUUCUUAUAAUUCCGAUGUUAUCUGGUGCAGUCCUCCUGAAAACCAAGCAGAAAUUGAAUCAACUGCUAGACAAAAUACGGGACACGAUUGCUUACCAUCCCAAAUGCCACACAAGAAAAUCAUGAUUAUAGAUAAAAACGCCACCUUUAACACAAUGUACUGUUGUUAAAUUCUAUAUUGUUGGUAAACCGUAUUAUUGUAUGUAAGCCCCCCUGCAACGCGUAUUUUAGUUUAGACAAAGUAAUAGUUGAUUAUGACUCAUACCAGGCAGGCUGAAAGAA
Messenger RNA from Abrus precatorius (Indian licorice), 2386 nucleotides. RefSeq names its product coilin. The transcript has 13 exons. Gene Ontology annotation, cellular component: Cajal body. Gene Ontology annotation, biological process: spliceosomal snRNP assembly. Gene Ontology annotation, molecular function: U1 snRNA binding; U2 snRNA binding. NCBI's taxonomy places the organism in Eukaryota, Viridiplantae, Streptophyta, Magnoliopsida, Fabales, Fabaceae. Bases 72 to 1961 code for a protein of 629 amino acids. The record is from RefSeq and is a predicted model, not a curated record.